AUGGCGGUAGCCGAUCUGAUUUACGUCAUCGUAGUGAUUAUACUACAGAGAAUAAAUUAUAUCUAUUUGUUUGCUAAUUUUUUGCUCAUCACUCCGGCGUGUUCGGUGCUCCUUGUCCUGAGUCUCGCAACAUGGGACUGUUCCGUUUGGUUGACGGUAUCUUUCACUUUCGAUCGCUGCGUCGCCAUCUGCUGUCAGAAGCUGCGGAACCGAUAUUGCACCGAGAGAACAGCGACUGUGGUGAUCGCAACCGUGAGUGCAGCGUGUUGUGCCCAGGCCAUUCCGCCUUACUUUGCUGUGGAUCGAUGGCGUUGUGUCCCCGUAGCUGAAUACUUCACGUCGCCCCUGUGGAAAGCCUACCAGGUGUUUCACAGCAUCACAACACCGUUAAUACCAAUCUGUUUAAUUAUGCUCUUUAAUGUUUCAACCGUCAAACGGAUUAUAGCGACAAACAGAAUUCGGCAAGUACUUCGGAAAAGCAGCGAAAAUCGAACUGAUCCAGAGGUGGCGAAUCGGAGAAAGUCAAUGAUUCUGUUGUUCGCUAUUUCAGCCAAUUUUAUAUUCUUGUGGAUGCCCAAUGUUGUACAUUCUUUGACAUCGCAAGUCGAAAACUAUUUCUAUACAAACAGAUAUCUCAGCAAACCGACCUAUAUCCUGCACCAAUGUGGGUUUAUGUUGGCUUCUCUCAGUACCUGCACCAACACGUGUAUCUAUGGACUGACGCAGAGAAAAUUCAGGGAGGAACUGAAGAAUGGAUUGAAAUACCUGUUUGCUGCAAUGGGUGAGAUCUACAAAUAA
Messenger RNA from Mobula hypostoma (lesser devil ray), 798 nucleotides. RefSeq names its product probable G-protein coupled receptor 139. Lineage: Eukaryota; Metazoa; Chordata; Chondrichthyes; Myliobatiformes; Myliobatidae. Gene Ontology annotation, biological process: phospholipase C-activating G protein-coupled receptor signaling pathway. The transcript has a single exon. The record is from RefSeq and is a predicted model, not a curated record. Gene Ontology annotation, cellular component: plasma membrane. Gene Ontology annotation, molecular function: G protein-coupled receptor activity. The coding region runs from base 1 to 798 and encodes 265 amino acids.